CCAAGCUCACAUUUCACCGAAAUCCUGAGAGCGGCAGGCCGCCAUUAUUCCUCCUUUCCUACCACCUUACUCAAUCGCUCUUUACAUUCUUUUUUGGGCUGUUCAAGCAAAGUCACAAUGAAGUCUUCCGUCUCUACUGCCACGCUGCCGUCUAAGGAGCCCACAAAACGGACCUUUACUGUUCAAGCGGAGGAGAAGGAGGGCGCCGACAUGCACACCGAGUCUAUCAGUACCGAUAAUGACCAAGAUAGCUUUUUCUGGACCUAUACCGAGGAGCCCCAUCGAACACGCCGAAUGGCAAUCAUCAAGGCGCAUCCAGAGGUAACCAAGCUCUGCGGUCCCGAAUCGCUCACUAAAUACGUUGUCACCUUCGUCGUUGCCCUUCAAGUCCUCUGCGCCUACCUCCUUCGCGAUUCAGCCGUACUGUCAUGGCCGUUCUUUCUCACAGCUUACAUCAUUGGUGCCACUGCGAACCAGAACCUCUUCUUGGCUAUCCAUGAAAUCUCGCACAACCUGGCAUUCAAGAGUCCAUUGGCGAACAGGGUGUUUGCCGUUUUUGCAAACCUACCGAUUGGAAUCCCAUACAGCGCUUCAUUCAGGCCAUACCACCUGACGCAUCAUAAAUCGCUGGGCGUGAACGGUCUCGAUACCGACCUACCCACCACCUUCGAAGCGCUGUUUCUCGACUCCGUUUUGGGCAAAGCAUUUUUCGCGACCUUUCAAAUCCUCUUCUACGCCCUACGCCCUAUGUUCAUCUACAGCCUGCCAAUGACCAAGAUCCACCUUUUCAACGUAGUCGUCCAACUCGCAUUCGACUAUGCCCUAGUCCAGCUCGCUGGAGGCAAAGCACUCGCAUACCUGAUCCUCAGCAGCUUCCUCGCUGGCAGCCUGCACCCCUGCGCCGGCCACUUCAUCGCCGAGCACUACGUCUUCGAGAAACCCGCCGUGGAUGCGCUCAACCCUGCAAACAAAAUCCCCAUCCCGGAGACGUACUCGUACUACGGUAUUCUCAAUUUCUUCACAUACAACGUCGGCUUGCACAACGAGCACCACGAUUUCCCCGCCGUGCCCUGGACUCGCCUGCCCAAGCUCAACCGCAUCGCUCACGAGUUCUACGACGAUUUGCCCAUCCACACGAGCUGGGUCAAUGUCAUUUGGCAGUUCGUCUGGGAUAAAGACGUUAGUCUCUGGUGCCGUGUCAAGCGAGAGGAAGGCGGCAGGAAGGUUGGAGCAGGUGCUAGUGGAUGGAACGAAGAAGAGUUGGGCGCCAACGAGAAGAAGGGUCCUAUCCCUGGUGUUCGGUAGAUGUCGCGUUUCAUGCUGUAAUCAUGAUUC
This is a messenger RNA of Periconia digitata, 1335 nucleotides long. Lineage: Eukaryota; Fungi; Ascomycota; Dothideomycetes; Pleosporales; Periconiaceae. The record is from the annotation of a GenBank genome assembly.